GCAAGGGUGUCAUAUCUCUCCCGCCCUCACUCACCAGCCAGUGAGUCACGACCAGUGAUGGAACCCUAAUGGACGACACUAAAAAAUUAUACGACUCACUCUCCAACGCUGCAACCGAUCCACAUCCAAAUCUCAAAGACCCUCACACUCUAUGCGAAACCCUCUUCGACCAACUCCACUCCACCUUCCACCGAUUUUUCUCUGCUUUGCCUCUCCUCCACAAUGACGCUGAGAUUGGGUCUCUUCCGCUUUCGGAUUCACGGCUUUGGGCAAUUGUUGAAGACCUUACUCUCAUUCUUCGCUGCUAUCUGGUUCUUUUGACCUUCCUCCACUCCGACCUCGGAUUCCUGCUCCACAACUGCCGCCGUGUUCUUCGCGUCUUGAAGCCCUUCCUUUCUGUCGAUGUGAACCAGCGCCAUGGCUCAACCGUCUUGCGCUUUCGUAACUUUCUAUCUGAUGUUGAUAUUGAACUUUCUGAUCGUUGCCGUCCAUUUCUAUGUGCUGUGCUAGAGGUAUUUGCUGAUGAACUUUUAAGACAUAAAUAUUUGAGAAGAUAUCUUAUGAUCACUGAUUCAAAGUCAUCCAUAUGUGAAAAGCUUUUCGCGUGCCAUUUCAACCGUGGUGAUAUUGCCAGUGUCCUGGAGGUGAUAUCAGCCCAUUUUAUCCUGUCGGUUUCUAAUGAGAAAGCAUUUGAGAAUUUCAUCAGUAGAUUGUUUUUGCAUUGUGACAAGGAUUCUAGAUUUCCUGGACUUGGCCUUGCACCUGCAAUAGUGUUGCUGCUUGACCCUGUUGUGCUUUCUGCACCAAAGAUGUUACAGGCACACAUAAUUGCAUUGGUUUCUGAAGCCAUUGGUUCUGGCCUAUCUUCAGAGAGUUUGGCUCAAGAUAUGCACAGCCACCUAAUAGCAUUUGAAAAAUCUGUCGUCUUGUAUUCUAUGUAUGCGUCUAGUUUGCAAAUGGAUGGUUUUUACGCUGAAUUGAAAUGUGCAUAUAAUUCACAGCUGCUCGAGAGAGGUCAGCCAACUUUUGAAUCUUAUAUCCAGCAAGUCACAAGUAACAGACUAAAUCAAGUCUUAUCAAAAUCAGAUAAUUCAUGGGAUUCUUCUCGAUGCAAAAUAUCGUCGAAAACAAAAGCCGACCUUUUGGCUGAGUACAUUGCAUUUAAGAAGGGUGGCCAAUACAUAUUUGCUGAUUUGUGUAGGGACAUGACUGCCUCAGUCUUAGAUUGCAUAAUCCAUCGAACUCUCCCUCAGGAUGCUGGUGUAGAUGUAUUAUAUAUAAAUGAAAAUACUAGUGCUCAAGAUAUUUAUCUUCUUGCAUCCAUAUUGAAGUUAAUGAGUGUUUCAUUGCUACAAGCAAUUAAAUGUCUAAGAAACAGUGGUGAUUUGGGUUGUCUAAAAACCAUGGGUAGUAUCUCUGUGCACGAGAAAUAUGAUUUCUUGAUCAGCAUAAUUAACCAUUUUCAUCAAAUUAAAUUCUGUUUACCCAUUCAGACUUUCUUGUAUGAUGUGAUGAAAAGUCAGCAAAAAAAUUACGAAGUCUCCAAGUCAAUGCUUGUGCACUUUUCAGGCUUGCUAUCUUUAAGUUUUAGCAGCGGACUUGAUUUGUUAGCAAAGGGGUGUAUAUCGGUUAUUAUGGCGCUGAUGCAUCUCUUUGUUUCUGAAGAGGGAGAUUUAGUUGUUUUAGAGUCAUUGUGGGAUCUACCAUUGCUGUCUGGCUCAUCUGAACUUCCAUCUGAUAAGACUGGAGAGGGGGCUGGAUAUAAACAGGCUAUCUAUAAAGUUGCAGCAGAGUUUCAUAGAGUUCGAACACGAAAUUUAAGAACGGAUUCCAUCACCUCCUAUAACUUGGAGGAUAAAACAGAAGAAACCUGCAAUGGGGAAAUUUUCCUUAACUGCAUAUUAGAAGGCUCCAAAGAUUUACCUGAUUAUGCUGAACUUGCAGACUUCAUUGAGUGUGAGAAAGGGAAAAAUUAUUCCAAUUGGUUGACGGGGCGCCAAAAAAAUAGAAAAUGGAGAUACGAGAAAAUGAUAGAGUUAAGGAAGAUUAAGAAAGAAACAAUCUGGAAGUCUUUGAGGCAUCAGAAAAUUGAUAAGUCUUUGAAGCGUCAAAAAGUUGGUAAGAUUUUGAAGCGUUGCAGAUUUUCAUGAUCUGUGCCUAAUGUGGAUAUAAAUGUAAUGAAUUGCCAACUUUAUUUUUUGUGCUCCCCACUCGUGUUAAUAUAAUUGAUCUGAUUCAUGAUCUGUCCCCAAUGUAUCGACAGAAGUUAAUGAAUUACCAACUUUAUAU
Messenger RNA from Gastrolobium bilobum, 2289 nucleotides. RefSeq lists its product as uncharacterized. The record is from RefSeq and is a predicted model, not a curated record. Lineage: Eukaryota; Viridiplantae; Streptophyta; Magnoliopsida; Fabales; Fabaceae. The transcript has 4 exons. The coding region runs from base 69 to 2150 and encodes 693 amino acids.